AUGCUAAAGGCAAUCUGUCACAAGGAUAACAAUUCAGUGUUAUCAUUGGUUAACAGUAGACGUUAUUUAUUUAGCGGAAGUCAGAGCUCAAAGAUCCAUGUUUGGUGUCUUCAAACAUUCAGACUAGUGACGAUCCUGAGAGGACAUACAGGAAGUGUAUUAGGAUUGACAUUAUCUGCAGACGAGCAGUACUUGUUCAGUUGCUCAGGGGAUGGUACAGUUCGAGUUUGGAAUACGGAAACGUUGACAUGCGCCUAUCUUAUUCAAUCCUGCCAUGACGUUGGAGAUAUCUUUUCUGUAGUUUAUUCCGAUAAAAACAACAUGUUAUUCUUUGGUAGUCAGAAUACAAGUAUCCAGGCAAGUUUUUUUAAUUGGUACGACUUUGCUGAUCCUCAGACGCAUGGUCAUACAAUUGAUAUACCCAGUGUGCCUCCUUCUCCCAGAAGACGAAAAGGAAAGCCAAUUAACUUCUUUGAACUGGGUGGUCAUUUAGAUGAAGAGGAAGAAAGGCUUCAGGAACUACUUGAUAAAAAUGUCAUCAAGUGUGUCAUCAGAGAGAAGAAUGUGUUUAGUAAUGCUCACGACGGAUAUGUUUAUUGUCUGUUGCAUGCAAAAGAUGUUCCCAACAUGGAAGGUGAAGUCUUGAUCAGUGGGUCAGGUGAUGGGAAUGUGAAGAUAUGGUCCAUCAGUCAGGGUGUCAUUCAGCAUAUGCGUACAUUAAAAGGCAAUUCGGACAAGGGCAUAUUGUCUCUUGCUCUUUCCGAAGAUGGUUACUUAUUUUGUGGUGUACAAGGUGGUGACAUUCAGAUAUGGGAUUUGGAAACAUAUCAAAUGAUCAGAUCAGUCAUUGCACAUACUGAUGAUGUAUUGGCCAUUGCAGUGAGAAGAGGUGGAUUCAUCAGUGCAUCAGCGGACGGUUCAAUUCGAUUGUGGGACGAGGUAUUUCAACUAAAAGAGGUUUUGACAGAACACCAUGGCAUUGUCUUAUCCUUAACCGAGCGUGAAGAUUGCCUGAUCUCAGGAAGCAGUGACCAGUCUAUCAAAUUUUGGGAUAUUUCCUCGAAUGUCCAUGCACCUGCUGACAUGAUGCGGAGGUACAGCAGCGGCACCCUACAAGGUACACCUUCGACUGAUAUGAUGCUCUACGUUCUAGAAAAGUGGGUUGCCAUCCGAACGGUAAGCGGCAUGCCAAGGUACAUGGAAGAGUGUAGACGAGGAGCUCGCUUCUUAAAGAAUGUUCUUCAACAACUUGGUGCUGUCAGUCGAAUGAUACCUGGAGCUUCAGGACGUAACCCACUCGUGUAUGGCAGAUUUAGCGGCAAAGGCAAUGACCAAAAACGUGUGCCUACCGUGCUGAUCUAUGGACACUAUGAUGUGAUCGCGGUUGAACAUGAGAAAAACAUGUGGGGUAGUGAUCCUUUUGAGUUAACAGGCAAGAAUGGCUAUCUCUAUGGAAGAGGCACAAGUGACAAUAAAGGUCCUAUGCUUGCUUGUAUAUUUGCCGUAAAUGAAUUACUAAAAGAAGGGCAAUUGGAUGUGAAUGUAGUAUUCUUGAUUGAAGGUGAAGAAGAAAGUGGAAGUAUAGGCCUGUAUGAAGCGGUGGAACAGAAUAAGGAUUUAUUUAAAGAUGUCGAUAUGAUUUUAUUAAGUAAUUCAUACUGGCUAGGAGAGGAUGUGCCUUGUAUAACAUACGGAUUAAGAGGUGUUGUACAUGCUACAGUAUCCAUUUGCAACCAACGUGCAGAUUUACACUCAGGUGUUGAAGGUGGAGCUGUCUCUGAACCAUUAGUUGACUUAAUACAUGUGCUUGGAAAGUUGGUUGACACUGAUAAGAAAGUACUUGUGCCAGACUUUUAUAAAGAUGUUAGACCAGUAACUGAAACAGAAGAAAGACUAUAUGGUCCAAUCGUAGAAUGGAUGAAAACUUCUAAAACAGCUCAAUCGAGUACUCGAACCCAUCACUCAACUAUAGCCUCACCCAGUCCAGUGAAAGAGUCUGAAGCGGAUAAAGAAACACAAUGUAAAAUGAAAAUUGUUGAUGAGGAACUGGACGCAGAAACACAAAAAAAGCAAUUGAUGGCUCGUUGGAGAUAUCCUACAUUAACUGUUCAUAAAAUAGACGUAUCGAUCAAUAACCCUACUAUUAUUCCUCGUACUGCAAAGGCAUCUGUAAGCAUGCGUGUAGUGCCGGAUCAAUCGAUAUCCGAAAUAUGCUCUCAAUUUACGGAAUAUGUUCACCAAGUAUUUGCCAGCUGUAAAUCAGAUAACAAGAUAUCCGUCAAUAUUGAAAGUGUAGCAGAGUACUGGCUUGGUGACUUGAACAAUAAAUAUUUCAGAGCAGUAGAGAUGGCAGUUGAGAAAGAAUGGAAAGUGAAGCCUCUUUAUAUUCGAGAAGGUGGAUCAAUUCCAGCCGUACGAUGGUUAGAAAAGUUCUGCAAUGCUCCAGCAGUUCAUAUCCCUUUUGGACAGUCCUCUGAUCAAGCUCACUUGCAUAAUGAGCGUAUUCGUUUACUAAAUCUUAUUGCUGGUAAGCGCAUUAUCAAAAGUCUAUUGACCGCUUUACCGGAAUUGUAA
This is a messenger RNA of Rhizopus microsporus ATCC 52813, 2574 nucleotides long. RefSeq names its product Zn-dependent exopeptidase. Bases 1 to 2574 code for a protein of 857 amino acids. The record is from RefSeq and is a predicted model, not a curated record. The transcript is spliced from 11 exons. Gene Ontology annotation, molecular function: protein binding; peptidase activity. Lineage: Eukaryota; Fungi; Mucoromycota; Mucoromycetes; Mucorales; Rhizopodaceae. Gene Ontology annotation, biological process: proteolysis; glutathione catabolic process.